Molecule: messenger RNA, 489 nt
Organism: Metarhizium robertsii ARSEF 23
Lineage: Eukaryota; Fungi; Ascomycota; Sordariomycetes; Hypocreales; Clavicipitaceae
Exons: 3
Coding region: 1-489 (162 amino acids)
Source: RefSeq, a predicted model, not a curated record
AUGAUAUCGCCUAGCGCAGGCAGUAGUCGCGACGCCUCGACCAGCGCGGAGGACGCACCCAUCGGGCCCAAGCGUGAAGUAGACCAGCCUUUGUGCUGUCUGUAUCCGGGUUGCUCCGCGAAACCCUUCGGUCGACGCAAAGACCUGGAUCGACACUACAAACAGCGCCACGUCCCUAAGUCAUUCUACUGUGACUAUGCCCAAUGCAAACGCAGUGUGGAGCCGUUCAGCCGACUGAAUCGCCUUCGCGAGCACCUAAGGACUGUUCACAAGGAAGCUAUUGGGACUGAACCUGCGACCGUCACCAAGGAACUGGUUAAAGGCGGCCAGGCAUUGAUGAAGUGGUGGCGAUGUGCAAACUGCCUGAACAGGGUCGAUCUUGGUCCGUACUGGCGAAACAUUCAUCUCGAAGGAGAGGAAGAUCGGCUGCUGGAGCAACUUCUCAACAGGCAACUCGAUGAAUACUGCAGAGCAAGGCUUACGCCAUGA